AUGUCUGCUUCUACUGGCGAGACGUUCUCACAGGACUUUAAACGGUACCAGCAGCAGCGGUCCAAGAGCAAGGAGCAGGAAUGGGGGAUGGAAGCUGAGGGGAUGGGUGAGGAGGGGAAUGGGGAGGGGGGUGGGGUGGAAGGCAGGGGGGAGAGGGAUGAGAAGGGUGUGGAGGGAGGAGGUGGAGGAGAAGAUGGGGAGUGGAGUGGGGAGGGGCUUGUGGGUGGUGUGCCUCUCGCUCUGCUGAAGGCUCGUGGUGUGUCGUUGCCUUGUGUGCGCGCACCUAAGGUUCGAGGGGAGGACGAGGGAGAGGGGGUGGGGGUUAAGGCCAAAGGAGGGGUUAACCAGCUGUUCCUUUGGUACCGGUAUCGGUACGUUGCUUUAUGGUUAACAACCUUCAUCGCUGGCUGCAGCAUGGUUCAGCAUCCCAUACCCCGGCUGCGCAGUCUAGCAGAAAAACUCCGUCUACCGCCCGCCGCGCUGCCAUGGGCUCUUUUAUCCCUAACCGCCGUCGUGCUCAUGCUCCUGGGGUCGCUCUGGACGUCCCAGCAGACCUCCGCGCGCCACGAGGAGAUCGUGUCGCAGCUGCUGCGGGAAAAAGAGGCUCUUAAGCUUAACUUUGACGAGGUGAUCACCAAGCGCUCGCACGGACAGGCGGAAUUAGACGGGCUUCGGCAGCAGGUGGCGAAUCUAACGGAGGAGGUGGGAAGAAAAACAAAGGAAGCGGCGGAGCUGGCGGCGAAAGCGCAGCAGUUAGCGGCCGAUCUAGACAAGGCUAAGAAGGACACGAGCGCGGUAGACGGGUUGAAAAAAGACAUGGAGGAGCAAAAGAAGAAGCUUACGGAAGAGCAGCAGGCGGCAGCUGCGAGAGCAGCCAAGGCGGAGGAGGAAGUGAAGAAAUGCCGAGAUGAAGCAGCAGCGAAGGAGAAGAAAUACGUAACGGACGUUCGCGAAGGGAAAGUUGCUCCGCCAGGAGCGGACGAAAUCGCGGAUCUGCUAGAACUCUCCGCGAACCUCACGCAGCGGGUGCUGAAGCUGGAAGGCGAAGCGAUCGCGGAGAAGUUUCAGACGGAGGCGAGAAUAAGGACGAUGUUAGAGCAGGCGGUCGGGAGCACCGCGGCGUACCCGGAGGCGCUGCGGCAGGAUUUAAAGACCACGCGCGACGCGUGCGUGCGCGCGGGGUACGCGUCGACGGAAUUAAAACGGACCGUAGCGGAUCUCUCUAUAUACAAGCACAAUCAGAACGUCGCGGCCGCUGCUGCUGCUGCUGCGGGAAAGACCGGGGGAGCAGCAGCAGCGGCGGAAGGGGAGGAGGAGCCCGCAGGGCCGCUGGCUGUAUGCAGAUCAGCGCGAUGCAAAGCGACAGACGAGGAGCUAAGUCGGUUUAUGAACUACACGGAGAAGGAGGUUUGCCCAGACGACUGGUUCUUCGUCCAGGAGCUGAUUUUCGACCGUGGCUGCCAUUGCCUGCCGCGGCGCCGCUGCUUCGCAGCUAAUUUCACUGGGUUUCAGGACCCUAUGCCGUUCCCAAACGCCCUCUGGAACGAGAGUGCGCUUAUGGACACCAACGGGGACUAUUUCCAUGGAAGAAGUUUUCCAUCUGACCAACAACACUCUCCGCAUCGGAUUGGACAUUGGCGGCGGCUCGGGCAGUUUUGCUGCCCGGAUGCAGGAAUUCAACUGCACGGUGCUGACCACAGGAAGAACUGGGCCAAUCCGAAAGAAAAAAACUCCACAGAGCCAACCGGGGUGCCUUAUAUGGAAGCAGUGGCAGCGCGAGGGCUCGUGCCACUGUAUCUUCCCUUCUCGGCGCGGUUACCGUUCUAUGACAACACGAUUGAUGUGAUUCACACAGGCACGAGCAUCAACGACGUGGAUUUCGAGGAGUUUGAGGAGAUGUUUUACGACUGGGACCGCGUGUUGCGGCCGGGCGGGGUGAUCUGGUUCGACUUGUUUUACUCCCAGGUGCGCAAGAUGCCGCUGUACAUGGAGAUAGUAGACAUGUUUAAGUACGACCAGCUACACCGCGCUGUAACGCCGUCUCUGGGCGCUGCUGGCCUUUACGUGCACAUGAGCUUCGUACUGCAGAAGCCACCCCUUCCAGUGAGGCAAUCUGACUCUAUCCUCUGCUCACAAGGCGUCGGCCGAGGGUCCGAAUCAGCAGACAUAAGGCGAGUGGGCCUCUCCGCGUGGGACAAUGGCUGUGCCGGAAAGAAGCUCCCUUUGGCGGCAUCCCGGCUGUUGCGACAGAGCCGAUCCAAGAGCAGGACUGUCGCUCGUGUCACCCCAACUCUCUCAUCUGCUCAACCAGCUCCUUCCCUAGACAAGGAGAUCAGCGUCGCCGUCCCGGACUUCGCCAAGGCCAUUCCCCUCGGCCGUCACACGCUCAACGAUCUAAUUACCCCCGUUGAAAACGACCUCCAGAUGCUGAACGAGAAUCUCAAGUCGGUCGUGGGCGCGCGUCAUCCUGUUCUCAUGUCCGCCGCGGAGCAGAUCUUCGGAGCGGGCGGGAAGCGCAUGCGCCCCGCGCUCGUGCUCCUCGUGGCGCUUGGCACGGCGCAGUUAAUGGGUCUCGACGGCAUCCAGCCGAAGCAGCGGCGGCUGGCGGAGAUAUCGGAGAUGCUGCACACGGCGAGUCUGAUGCACGACGACGUGUUGGACGACAGCAGCCAGCGUCGCGGCAAGGCCACCGUGCACCAGCUCUACGGCACGCGCCUCAUCUCGCAGGUCAUUGCCGACUUCGCCAACGGAGAGAUCCAGCAGGCGGCGAGCCUAUUCGAUGCGGAUCUGACGUUUGAGCAGUACACGGAGAAGAGCUUCUUCAAGACCGCCUCUCUCAUCGCCGCCAGCACCAAGUCCGCGGCCAUCUUCAGCGGGUGCCCGCCUGAAGCCUGCAACGCCAUGUUCGACUAUGGCAAGCACCUCGGGCUGUCCUUCCAGGUGGUAGACGAUAUCCUGGAUUUCACCCAGACGACCGAGCAGCUGGGCAAACCUGCAGGUUCGGACCUAGCCUCGGGGAACCUGACAGCGCCGGCGCUCUUCGCCCUGCGCCACCCCACCAUCGGCCCCCAGCUUCGGGAACUGGUAGAUAGCGAAUUCGUGGAGGAGGGGUCGCUAGAGCAGGCUGUUGAGCUGGUGCUGGCGAGUGGAGGCGUGGAGAAGGCGAGGGCAAUGGCCGAGGAGCAUGGGAGGAGCGCCAAGAGGGCUUUGGAUAUGCUUCCGGAGGGGGAUGCGAAGCGGUCGUUGUUGGGCAUGGUGGAUUAUGUUCUCGAGAGGUUGUUUUAA
Molecule: messenger RNA, 3285 nt
Organism: Closterium sp. Yama58-4
Lineage: Eukaryota; Viridiplantae; Streptophyta; Zygnematophyceae; Desmidiales; Closteriaceae
Source: the annotation of a GenBank genome assembly